This is a messenger RNA of Scomber japonicus (chub mackerel), 1281 nucleotides long. RefSeq names its product probable G-protein coupled receptor. The record is from RefSeq and is a predicted model, not a curated record. Gene Ontology annotation, biological process: G protein-coupled receptor signaling pathway. Gene Ontology annotation, molecular function: G protein-coupled receptor activity. Lineage: Eukaryota; Metazoa; Chordata; Actinopteri; Scombriformes; Scombridae. Gene Ontology annotation, cellular component: plasma membrane; signaling receptor complex; endosome. Bases 1 to 1281 code for a protein of 426 amino acids. The transcript has a single exon.
AUGGAGGAAAACAGUUCUUCUCUGACCCCUGUGUACAAUGACAGCACCUCCAUUUGGGCACCGAUGCCCACAGCUCCCAGCAGACAGCUGGGCAACCUUCCCAACCCGCAGACACGUUUCAAGGACCUGACGGGGUUAUUUUUCAUGGUGACCCUGAAUGUUCUGGCACUUUUAGCCAACACUGCCGUUCUGGUUGUUGUAAUAAAAGCUCCUCAUCUCAGGAAAUUUGCGUUUGUGUGCCACCUGUGUGCGGUGGACCUGUUAUGUGCCAUCUUGCUCAUGCCUCUCGGGAUUGUGUCCAGCUCCCCAUACUUUGCUGGUGUGGUGUUCACAGUGCUGGAGUGCCAGGUCUACGUCUUUCUCAAUGUAAUUCUCAUUGCUGCCUCUAUCUUCACCAUCACAGCCAUCAGUGUGGAGCGUUACUACUACAUCGUCCACCCUAUGCGCUAUGAGGUGAAAAUGACGCUGAAGCUGACUGCAACUGUCAUGGUGACAGUAUGGGUGGCCUCCUCUGUGCUGGGGCUGUCCACUGUAUUUGGGUGGCCAUCAUACGGCAGCCUGAGCUCCAUCAGUGCUGCUCACUGCUCACUGCAUUGGAGCCACAGUGGCCACAGACGAGUCUUCUCCAUCUUCUUUAGUGUCACCUGUUUCUGCCUGCCUGCAGUUGUGAUCUUUGCUGUCUACUGUAAUGUGUACAAGGUGGCUCGUGUGGCCGCCCGACAGCAUGGACCUCUGCCCUCUUGGACAAACAGCCAACUGAAGCACCGCUCUGACUCAAUAAACAGCCAGACUACUAUCAUUACAACCCGCAAUGCCCCACGCAGGAUUGCGCGUGACCGGCCUUUUGGAGGAGGCAAAGCCGCACUCACCUUGGUGGUUAUUGUUGGCCAGUUUCUAAUCUGCUGGCUGCCUUACUUUGCCUUCCACCUUCAUCUGAUAGUAGAUGCCACACCCAACAUUCCUGAUGACUUGGAGGAAACAGUCACCUGGCUGGCAUAUUCCUCCUUCGCUAUGAACCCAUUUUUCUAUGGGCUUCUUAAUCGGCAGAUCAGGGAGGAGCUUUGUAAACUCAGACGCUGCUACUCAGCUCGGCCAGUGGAGCUAGCUGUCUCCAGCCAUGAGGGCUCAGGCCACGAGAACUUCCUGCAGUUCCUCCAUAGGACCAGCUGCACAGUAGAGACACGCGCAAGCUUUGCUACAUCUAGUCCCAGAAGCACUCUGGAUCAAACUGGGCAGACUUGUUUCAGGAUACCAGGACAGAUCCCAGAAGAGUUCAGUUAG